Daldinia caldariorum is the source of this 3260-nucleotide messenger RNA. RefSeq names its product sulfate permease. NCBI's taxonomy places the organism in Eukaryota, Fungi, Ascomycota, Sordariomycetes, Xylariales, Hypoxylaceae. The transcript is spliced from 6 exons. Gene Ontology annotation, biological process: transmembrane transport. The coding region runs from base 424 to 2865 and encodes 813 amino acids. Gene Ontology annotation, molecular function: secondary active sulfate transmembrane transporter activity. The record is from RefSeq and is a predicted model, not a curated record. Gene Ontology annotation, cellular component: membrane.
CUGAUGGCUGCUGCCACUUGCCCAAAAAAAACUAAUUGCACAAUGCUCUUGCUUCGGUACGCGAUCCAGAAUCGUAAAUCUUCCUCCGCGGAAGGAGGGGGGAGUGUCUUUGCGUCUUUCGGGUCUUUCCGUCUUCUUCAACCCUCAUACCCUUAUAUUAAAUACGACCGCAUCAUGCAGUCGCUUUUAACUCCCUGGAGAGCACGUUGACGGAUGAAGCUCAUCUUAUUUUCAUCAGCAAGAAUUGAGUUUCUUGUGUUAGUGUUGAACAAUAACUUGUCCUACAUACCCUCCCCGAAUUAUAGCGCACUUAUACGCUGAACAUUCAUUCUCCCAAGGGGCGCGCCCCGAUUCAAAAACCCUUCGGGUUCACAUAAAUCGGCAUUGACAUUGGUAUUGGCAGUACUAAAGACAGACUGAAGUAUGUCUUCUUCUACUUUGACUAAAGUAGGUCAUGGCUUCGCCUGGUUCUUCAAUAUGAACCUCGACCCUUACGGCCAACGCGAAGCAGAGCAAACCGAUUCGAGAGACGCGUCUCAGUCUUAUCCUGAUGUCGAACCCUACGAUGAAAGGGACCCAACCGCGGUCGACUGGAUCCGAAGUAUUACGCCGACGCCUCGUGGUAUCUUCCAAUAUUUCUACCGCCUAUUCCCGUUCCUCCACUGGAUUACCAGAUAUAAUAUGACAUGGUUCAUCGGUGAUCUCAUUGCUGGUAUCACCGUCGGUGCUGUAGUUGUGCCUCAGGGCAUGGCUUACGCAUUGCUUGCCGAGCUUGAGCCCCAAUAUGGCCUCUACUCAUCCUUCAUGGGUGUCCUUAUCUAUUGGUUCUUUGCGACUUCUAAGGAUAUCACCAUCGGGCCUGUCGCGGUUAUGUCGACUGUUACCGGUGGCAUCGUUAAUAGAGCGGAGCAGUCUAUCCCAGAUGUUCCAGGUCACGUUGUGGCAUCUGCUCUCGCCGUCAUUGUCGGCGGUAUUGUAUGCUUCCUAGGCUUAGCACGACUUGGUUGGAUUGUUGAUUUCAUCCCUCUGCCCUCCAUUGCCGCUUUCAUGACUGGAUCUGGAGUUAGCAUCGCAGUUGGGCAAGUACCCACGAUGCUGGGCAUAAACAGCAAAAAGAAGCAUUUCUCGACGCGAGAUGCCACUUAUCUGGUUAUCAUCAACACCUUGAAGAAUCUCAAGUACACUACGAUCGAUGCUGCCAUGGGACUAACGGCCUUACUCAUGCUCUAUAUUAUUAGGAGCACUUGCACGUAUCUGGCCAAGAAGUAUCCUCAGCGAGAGAAGACGCUUUUCUUCGUAUCCACCCUCCGGACUGCGUUUGUUAUUCUUUUAUAUACGGCAAUUAGCGCCGGUGUCAAUCUUCACCGUCGUGAGAAUCCCCUUUUCAGCGUCCUUGGCGAAGUUCCUCGAGGAUUUCAACAUGCGGCAGUGCCUGACCUUGACCCCAAGAUUCUCUCCUUUUUUACCUCCGAGCUUCCCGCUGCCGUCAUUGUUGUACUGAUCGAGCAUAUCUCCAUCUCGAAAUCAUUUGGUCGCGUUAAUAACUAUGUCAUCGACCCUUCACAAGAACUAGUUGCUAUUGGAGUCAGUAAUCUUCUGGGUCCUUUCCUUGGCGCGUACCCGGCUACUGGAUCCUUCUCUCGUACUGCCAUCAAGGCGAAAUCAGGCGUCCGUACACCAUUUGCUGGUGUCAUUACUGCGAUUGUCGUGCUUCUUGCUCUUUACGCAUUGACAGCUGUCUUUUGGUAUAUCCCUCAGGCAUCUCUUGCCGCCGUUAUUAUCCACGCGGUAUUGGACGUUGUGUCCCCGCCAGACAUCGUAUACCAAUUUUGGAGAAUCUCGCCCCUGGAGGUCAUCAUCUUCUUUGCUGGAGUUUUGGUGACCAUCUUUGACGGUAUUGAGGAUGGCAUUUACACCACAGUUUGUGUGUCCUUUGCCGUCUUCAUUUUCCGCCUGUUCCAAGCGAAGGGUCGAUUCCUCGGUGUCGCUACAGUCCGAACCAUUGGAGACUUGAGACCUAGCAGGCACGGUAGCGAAAGCCAGUCCCUGUCCCAGGAUCAGAAGACUCCCCUAACCUUGAGGCAAGGCCGCAUUUCGAGCGAGCGCAACCUAUUUAUCCCGAUCGACCACGAAGACAACUCAAAUCCUCGCAUACCCGUUUCUCACCCUUACCCUGGCGUAUUCAUCUAUCAAUUCUCAGAGCUAUUUAAUUAUCCAAACGCAACCCGCUUCUUAGACGGGCUUACAGAAGGAAUUUUCAAAGCCACGCGAAGAACCGAUCCGGAUUCUCUUGGAAAAUUAGGUGACCGCCCCUGGAACAACCCCGGCCCACGUAAGGGCAAAGUCGUUCUGGACGAUACUUCAGGGCGACCUACUCUAAGGGCGAUCAUCUUAGAUUGCUCUGCGAUUAAUAAUGUGGAUGUGACCUCUGUGCAAGCUUUAAUAGACGUGCGAAACCAAUUAGACAGGUAUACAACACCGGACACGGUCGAAUGGCAUUUCGCGAAUGUUAGAAAUGCUUGGACUCGCCGCGCGCUCGUCGCCGCCGGUUUCGGAUUUUUACAGCCCAAGGGAGACGCCGAGGCUGGUCGUCGUUGGAAAUCCAUCUUCAGCGUCGCCGAUCUAGCGGAUGCUGCAUCGCCUCUUUCUGGCUCAAGUCACUCGGGCGAAAAGGGGGCGAUCGAGAAGCGCACGAGCCACGGCGAUGAAGAAAUCGGCGCGCAACCAUCUUCCAUCAACGAAGACGAGAGUGCUACACGCCAAGUACCGGUAUAUGGUCUUAACCGGCCAUUCUUCCACGCAGAUGUGCAAGAAGCUCUUGAUGCGGUAUUGGAGAAUAUCGAAUACCGACCCCCUGGUUUUUAAGGCCUCAGCGCCCGGUGUAAGAAGAUAAUGUGUUGUAUAAGAUAUGAACCUAUAUAUACCCCUUACAGAGCUUAUCUCUGUUACCGUUCACCUAAAUGGUGUUUUUUUUUUUGGGUGGUAUGGAGGGUUGAGUGGUGGGAGAGAGCUCUGAUGGUACCUGAUUUAUACGAUAAUUUCCAGUUUUGGAGAUAAAUAGUAACGAUGAACGGUUACUUCUUGAUGUACUUAUUAUACCUGAAUAGACCAACCAUUAUGUAUGCUUCCUCUACAAGUCUCAGCUUCAAUUACUUUGAAGCUAUUUUUUUUUUGACUUGCUGUCGCGAUACCUUAGCCUCGCGUCAUCCACGAGAUCUUAUUCAGAUUAACGCGUCUAUCGACCUAACUACUAGGUCGUU